Eufriesea mexicana is the source of this 795-nucleotide messenger RNA. RefSeq lists its product as uncharacterized. The transcript has 4 exons. Bases 44 to 541 code for a protein of 165 amino acids. Lineage: Eukaryota; Metazoa; Arthropoda; Insecta; Hymenoptera; Apidae. The record is from RefSeq and is a predicted model, not a curated record.
GACGUGAAAUUUCGAAAGCAGUGGGCCGUUGCUCUCGUAUUAAAUGGAUGUCGAUAAACAAAAGACUUUCAACGCUUCCUUCUAUCAUUUCUCCCGAUGGCCCUCCGCUCUAUUCACUGUCACGCAUACGUACCUGUCCACCAUUAACGAACACUGUAAUAUGAACUUCCUCGGUUCUUCUGCCCGGUCACUUCCUGCAUACAGCCCCGAGACGAAAGAAGCUGCUGAACGAGGAACAAUCGAUGCAACGCUUAACAUUCUCGUACGAUUCGAAAUAGAGUGGAGUGAAAUGUACAGGGGUUCGUCCGUACGUCUCGUUGAUGCAAUUUUGCCAAAGCAGGGGAAAAACGGAAUACGAAACGGGUCGAUGGAGGGAGUGGAGGAGCUGCUAGCGGAGGCCAGGGAACGAGAAAAACAUUGCAAAACUCGGGCUCGAGCGUUGAUCCCCACAUGGGGAUACGUGCGGCGCGAGAACGGCUCGAUGGUGGGGUACAGGUACACGCUGCGCUGUUUAGAAAGUCCGACAACGAGAACACGCUGAGGUACACCUUGGUACCAGAAGACAUACCCAUCGGAAAGGUGUACCAGAAGGUUCAGCAACUUCAACUGCUGGUGGGGGUAACCCUAAGCUAGCGGUGUCAGACGGUGCCGGCCGCUCACUGCUCGUCGAUUCGCCGAGCGACCGACAUCGAGUGUUCUCGUCGAUCGAGGGAAUAGGGAGAGAGGAUUUUUCAAGAGAUACAGCAAGGGUACCAUCGUAGUCGGAGUCGAUCAGUCAGUCAGUGCUUUAGGGAA